GACCUGGAGUGUGAUCUGUAGGAAUUCUUCGACGGGCCGAGGAGAACCGGACAGCGCCGGAAUGAAGUUUCUGUAAGGAGGCUGCUGGGAGCUGAUCAGAAGAGGGGGAGAAAAGAGUUGUUUCCCUAGUCAUCCUUGUUGAACCCGGAGGUCGCCAUGUUUUCCCUGUCAGAGCUGGCGCCUCUGAACCAGCAUCAGAACAGGUCUAAAUUGCUGAAGCCAUGGUGGGAGGUCUUCAUGGACUACCUGGUGGUCCUGAUGCUGAUGACAUCUGUUUUGGCUUGCACUGAGCAGCUGUCCCGGGACCGAGUGGUGUGCAUCCCCUUGGAUCCACUUACUGCAAAUACAAGCAAUCACAGUUUAUCAGCUAGCAGCAACGUGGCACCGAGUCCAUCGUCAAAGCCUCACAGUCCACACAACAUCAGCCCAAAUCUGUACUCCGCAGCCCGGGGUCGACGUACUCACCUGGUCUACCAGCAGUAUGUGUACAUUAGCCAGGUGUGCUACCAUGAGGCUUUGCCUCUGUGCUCCCGCUUCUUUCCCUACAUGGCCUUACUGCAGUCUCUAGUGCUGGUAGCCAGCGGCUCCUUCUGGCUCCACUUCCCCCACACCUCCGCCCGCAUAGAGCACUUCCUGGCCAUCUUAGCAAAGUGCUGCGAGUCACCCUGGACGUCUCAAGCCCUGUCGCACGCUGCCCAGCAGGAGAACAUCCAAGAGAAAGAGGUGGAGAGACGACAACCCCGACCUCCUCCCUCCUCAUCUUCACCCCCAGUGACCCGCACAAGACGUUCAAGCAUAGACUCAGGCACAGACAGCCCACUCUUAAAGAGGUCAGACAGUAUGUCCUCCGCCGUAUCUCCCUCCCCGUGCCCUUCCACUCUCUCCUGUAACUCCACCAUGUCGUCUGAAUCUCUCGGCUCCCCGGCGCACUUUCCUGACUCCAAGCCGUCAGUCAUGGUUGACAGUCCCAGGCAGGUAAUCAGUCUGGAUAAAAGUGAUGGGGAGCAGGCCAGGGCGCUGUUCGAAAGGGUCAGGAAAUUUCGGUCCCACUGUGAAAGCUCAGCUGUCAUUUAUAAGGUCUACUUGGCUCAGACGAUAUUCAAAAUGCUGAUGGUGACGCUGAUCGUGAGUUACACCAUCCCACUUCUCAACAAAUUAUCCUUCACCCACACCUGCCACCCUGAGGAGCAGGCCCUGGUGGGCUACGCUACCUUCGAGUGUAUCCAUGUGCUCUCCUCACUUCUACGCAAACUGCUGGUGGCCUACCUGACCCUGCUGGGGCUGUACGGCCUGCUCAACUUCUACACCCUCAGCUGGAUUUUACACAGCUCUUUACGACAGUACUCCUUUCACUCACUGAAGGAGUUGUGCUCCCUGAGGGAUGUUCCAGACCUGAGAAAUGACCUGGCCUUUCUUCUACACAUGUUGGACCAGUACGACCCUUUGCUGGCCCAGCGCCUGUCCGUGUUUUUGUCCCCGGUCAGUGAGAGCAGGCUGAUGGAGGAAAGCUUAGAGAGGCGCUGGGGGGAGGAGAAGCUGCGUGCCAUGACUAGUGUGGACGCAGACGGCUGCUCCAGACUGCAGCUGGUGGCGCUGCCUCGCCUCCCUCCAGCCCUCUUCACCCUCAGCCAGCUUCAGGUCCUCAAACUGGAGCUCAUCUCAGAUGCCAGGUUUACUGCACAGGUAGCCAAGAUGACCUCACUCAGAGAGAUCCACCUCUACCACUGCACUGCAGCUGUGGAUCCCAGUGCACUUGGAUUCUUCCAGGAACGUCUGGAGGUCCUCCACCUCACCUUUACUCAGGUAUCAGAGAUCCCCAGCUGGGUCCUCUCCCUCCGCAGCCUGCAUGAGCUCCACCUCUCUGGUCGCCUGAGCAGUGAAGGUGGGGUAGGCCGCAGCUGGGCACUGGGGAGCCUCCGCCAGUUGCGUCACCUCCGUGUACUGGUGAUUCGAGGCAUGUUGCAGCGGAUCCCUGGCGAGUUGUAUGAGGUGGCAGGCAGUUUGGUGAGACUGGAGAUCUACAAUGAGGGCACCAGGCUUCUUGUGCUGACAGGAUUGAAGCGAAUGGUCGACCUGACAGAGCUGCUGCUGCAGGACUGCCAGCUAGAGCGUUUGCCCUCUGCACUGCUGGCUCUGACCAAGCUGCGCACACUUGACCUGCAGCAUAACAACUUGAGAACUCUGGAGGAGUUGCUUAGUCUGGCUCAUCUGCGGCGUCUCUCUUGCCUUAGACUUGCCUACAAUCGUGUUCUAGCGCUGCCGGCUAGUGUUGGUGUGCUUCGAGGCCUAGAGCUCCUGGAUCUGUCCAACAACCACCUCCAGAGCCUUCCUCCGGCGCUCUUCACUCUUCUCCGCCUGCGUAGGCUGCUCCUGGCUGGCAACUUGCUCGAAGUGCUGCCUGUAGAGAUAAAGGCACUGCAGCUGCUUACAGAGCUGGACUUCAGUGGGAACAGGCUUGAGCGCCUGCCCCCUCAGCUGUUCAGUGGUUGUUUGGAGCUGCGCAUCCUAAAUGUGGCUCACAACUCUCUUAGUUCAUUACCCAGGGGGAUUGCAGCUUUGAGUCAGUUGUGCAGGUUGGACUUGCGCAGCAACAGUCUGGAAGAACUGCCCGCCGAGCUGGGCUGCUGCUCAGGGCUGCAUGGAGGUGGUCUCCUGGUGGAAGACUGGCUGUUUCUUUCUUUGCCUCCCCAUGUCAGGGACUUCCUGACUUCAUGCCCCACCUCUGGUGCAUACUCAGACGGUCAUUCCCGGCCAGAGUCUGACAGUUUCCCAUACUUCUCUCCGACACAGUGGAGCUUCUCCUCUGCUCUGGAAUCACAGAUAUAAGACUAAUGACUAUCUGACUCCUAACAGCAUCCUAACACUGACGGUAUUCUGCCAGGCACCUUUUUAUAUAUGUAUUUUGUAUUUUAUAAUGGGAUUUCCUUUUGCAGUGCUUUUGGCUAAGUUUUUCAGGCAUUCAUUUAGAAUGUAGUUUUC
This is a messenger RNA of Seriola dumerili (greater amberjack), 2979 nucleotides long. Its product is annotated as volume-regulated anion channel subunit LRRC8D-like. The transcript is spliced from 7 exons. The coding region runs from base 157 to 2826 and encodes 889 amino acids. Gene Ontology annotation, molecular function: protein binding. Lineage: Eukaryota; Metazoa; Chordata; Actinopteri; Carangiformes; Carangidae. The record is from RefSeq and is a predicted model, not a curated record.